Messenger RNA from Drosophila hydei, 1101 nucleotides. RefSeq lists its product as uncharacterized. The transcript has 4 exons. Lineage: Eukaryota; Metazoa; Arthropoda; Insecta; Diptera; Drosophilidae. The coding region runs from base 660 to 902 and encodes 80 amino acids. The record is from RefSeq and is a predicted model, not a curated record. Gene Ontology annotation, molecular function: protein binding.
AAUAAAAUAAAAUAAAGGCAAAAUGUACAAAGCAAACGAAAAGAAAACUGAAGACGACGACACGAGCGUAAAUCAAUUUUAGCAUGGAAAAAAAUUCUAUAAAACUAACAGACACUGUGUGGUCGGACAUCAUUCGUGUGCGCUACGACGAGCCAGCCCAAAGCCAAAGCCAAAGCCAAGAUAGCCAGCCAGCCAGAUAGCCAUAGCCAGCCAGUCAGACUGUCAGUCAGCCAAUCAGUUAGUCAGUCACUGAUUUUGAUUGAUUAUUGAACCCCAAACUCGAAACUGAAAAUUCGAACGUGCCUUUCGGUUCUCGGCGGAUGUGUUUGUGUGUGUGUACGUGUGACUGUGUGUGUGUAUGUGUACACACAUAGUUAUCUCUGUAUCUAACAGCAGCAGCAGCAGCAGCAGCCACAGCAGCCGCAACAGCAACCGCAUCCAGCUUCAGUCUCAUCAGUCAGUCCAACAGCCAGAGUCAGUGUCAGAGCUCACUUGCUCUCCCUGUCUCUCUCUCUCCCUCCGUCUCUCUCGCUCGCUCGCUUGUUCGCUCUGUGAAUCUAUCUCGCUUACCCGCUGGCUGGAGGAUAUCUUUGCGCUUGGUUCAGUUUCAGUUCGCAUUUGGACGCGGCCUCGCCGACGUGUGUAAACGGAAUCACAAAAUGAAGCUGUUUGCAGUAUUCUUGGCAUUGACGCUAUAUGCGCUAACACUGGUGCAGUGCCUCAGUCUGCCCGAUCCGAAUGUGAAGUGUAACAUGGAGUGCGAUACGCAGGAGAAUCAAUUUAUAUGCGCGGCGGAUGACAAAGGAGCCACCAAAACGUAUCGCAAUGUUUGUAUUAUGAAAACCGAGAAUUGCCUCCAGAAUGCAAAUUUUCAGAAGAUCAGCGACAAGGAGUGUCCAUAGAUGCUAGAGCCCAGUCCCAGUUUUGACAGUGCGCAGAUUUAGAACGAUGACAAAACUCAUCAAACUUUCAUUUCUUGCGUGGUAUUUGUGUGUGAUAUUUUUAAGUUGUGCUGCAGCAGAAUACAAAACACGCCCCUCUCUUAAAAGCCCCUUACCCAACCAACAUUAUGCCCCAUCAAAUAUGUAAUACAUAUAUAAU